Molecule: messenger RNA, 1773 nt
Organism: Closterium sp. NIES-65
Lineage: Eukaryota; Viridiplantae; Streptophyta; Zygnematophyceae; Desmidiales; Closteriaceae
Source: the annotation of a GenBank genome assembly
AUGUGCCCCAAGAUCAUUCGCUCAACCACCCACCCACCCACCCACCCACCCACCCACCCCCCUAUUUGGCCUGCAGGAGUGUGUUUACUUCGCUCAUUGCCUCGCCUUUCUCACUUGCUCAUUGCCUCGCCUUUCUCACUCGCUCAUUGCCUCGCCUUUCUCACUCGCUCGUUGCCUCGCCUUUCUCACUCGCUCAUUGCCUCGCCUUUCUCACUCGCUCAUUGCCUCGCCUUUCUCACUCGCCCAUUGCCUCGCCUUUCUCACUCGCCCAUUGCCUCGCCUUUCUCACUCGCUCAUUGCCUCGCCUUUCUCACUCGCUCAUUGCCUCGCCUUUCUCACUCGCUCAUUGCCUCGCCUUUCUCACUCGCUCAUUGCCUCGCCUUUCUCACUCGCUCAUUGCCUCGCCUUUCUCACUCGCUCAUUGCCUCGCCUUUCUCACUCGCUCAUUGCCUCGCCUUUCUCACUCGCCCAUUGCCUCGCCUUUCUCACUCGCUCAUUGCCUCGCCUUUCUCACUCGCCCAUUGCCUCGCCUUUCUCACUCGCUCAUUGCCUCGCCUUUCUCACUCGCUCAUUGCCUCGCCUUUCUCACUCGCUCAUUGCCUCGCCUUUCUCACUCGCUCAUUGCCUCGCCUUUCUCACUCGCUCAUUGCCUCGCCUUUCUCACUCGCUCAUUGCCUCGCCUUUCUCACUCGCUCAUUGCCUCGCCUUUCUCACUCGCCCAUUGCCUCGCCUUUCUCACUCGCUCAUUGCCUCGCCUUUCUCACUCGCUCAUUGCCUCGCCUUUCUCACUCGCUCAUUGCCUCGCCUUUCUCACUCGCUCAUUGCCUCGCCUUUCUCACUCGCGCCAUGCCGGAGGUGUAUCGGCUGCUGUUUGACGUGUUUGGGCUGGACCCCCACCAUCCUGAGAUGCGGCCACUGACGCGCUGUGCCGUACCAUUCACCUCUGUCCGCCCACCCCCCAGGAGUGUCUUCACCUCCCUCAUUGCAUCAGCUUACCUCACUCGCGGCAUGCCGGAGGUGUAUCGGCUGCUGUUUGAGGUGUUCGGUUUGGACCCAGACCAUCCCGAGAUGCGCCCCAAGAUCGAGCGCGUGCGUGACGAGGAUUUCCUGCACGCUGACCUGGACGGCGACCCGCUGACGUGGCGCGACGUGGCAUGCUACCAGUCCCCACCAGAUUCCCUCUUCCCCAACCCUCGUCUCUUCCACGCGUGCGUGCCGCCCGGAAUGUCCCGGUUCCGCGGCUCUGAUUGGAUGCACCGAUCCCUGGAGGCGGCCCUGAGGGCGCUGGCUUGGCCGAGACCAGCCGAGGCUGGCAUGAGCUUGGAGGCGAAGCAGCGGCGGAAUGAAGACAUGGUGAUGGCCCUGCAGCUGUGCUUCCUGCACCCCUCUCUCUACCGUGGGGAGCAUCCCCGCUUCUGCUACGACCGGCUUGAGUACCUGGGGCAGAAGAUUCAGGAUCUGAUAUUGGCAGAGAACCUCCUUCAGUCACACCUCGACGCGCCGAUCCUCUGGCUUGCGGACCGCCAUACCACGCUGCUUCGGAACCGAGCUUGCGGCCGCUACCUCCGAGCCUCGGGCCUGCAUGAUCACGUGGAGCUUUCAGAGGAGUCGAAGCAGUAUUUCUACGCGAAUAAAAAGUUUCAGAAUUUGGUUUCAGGAGCGGUGUUUCAGGCUGUUCACGGGGCGGCUUAUAUCGUGCACGGCAAGCCGGAGGUUCGGCGGUUGAUGUUUGGGAUGUUUGAAAUUGAUGGGGGCACAAUGCAUACCACGUAA